Puntigrus tetrazona (Sumatra barb) is the source of this 1975-nucleotide messenger RNA. RefSeq lists its product as uncharacterized. Gene Ontology annotation, molecular function: mRNA binding. The coding region runs from base 345 to 1655 and encodes 436 amino acids. Gene Ontology annotation, biological process: negative regulation of mRNA splicing, via spliceosome. The record is from RefSeq and is a predicted model, not a curated record. Gene Ontology annotation, cellular component: cytoplasm; nucleus. NCBI's taxonomy places the organism in Eukaryota, Metazoa, Chordata, Actinopteri, Cypriniformes, Cyprinidae. The transcript has 14 exons.
CAGUAAAGCUAGUCUCAGUCGACCAGAGGUACGGGCACAAGGCCAUCUGUCCGUUCUCUGAAUACAACUGACAACAAAAGAGGGCAACUCCGCACUCAGGGAAUCAUACACACUCUGAAAACCUCGAGCGUUAACUCAUCCUGGACUGACAAGGCAAGAACAGUUGGAGAAGAAAGUAAGUGGCAUCUCCGAGCUGUCUCAACCUCCAUCACUUCUCAGUCUAUUCAGCAGUUCCCGUCUCUUUAGCAAGUUCCUCUGCUGCUGGAGUGUCAUGGAAAAAGGGACCACUUUUCAUUUAACGGCUUAUAGACAGUCUGUUUGAAGCAUCUAGACCCAAGAGAAGAAUGAAUAUGAAUGAGAAGGAGGGAGGAGUGUGCGAGGGGGGGCUAAAUGUCACCCUCACCAUCCGCCUACUAAUGCACGGCAAGGAAGUUGGAAGUAUCAUUGGGAAGAAAGGAGAGACUGUCAAAAAAAUGAGAGAGGAAAGCGGAGCCAGGAUUAAUAUAUCUGACGGUUCCAGUCCAGAGCGCAUUGUCACCAUUACCGGACAGUCUGAGGUCAUCUUCAAAGCCUUCGCUAUGAUCGCAGAGAAAUUUGAGGAGGACAUCCUGGCAUCUAUGAUAAACAGCACCGUGACAAGCAGGCCUCCCGUGACACUGCGCCUCGUCUUCCCCGCCAGUCAGUGCGGUUCACUCAUUGGCAAAGGAGGCUCGAAGAUCAAAGAGAUCAGAGAGAGCACAGGUGCCCAGGUCCAGGUGGCAGGAGACCUACUGCCUGACUCGACCGAGAGAGCCGUGACCAUCUCCGGCACACCUCACGCCAUCACACAAUGCGUGAAACACAUCUGCACCGUCAUGCUGGAGUCGCCACCUAAAGGAGCCACCAUUCCGUACCGCCCCAAACCCACCACGGGUGGCAGCCACACAGUGUUGGCGCAACCCCAUGCUGCGUCGGCAUUUGCUAUUCCUGGACAAUUUGCCAUUCCACCCCAAGACUUGACCAAGCUUCACCAGUUGGCUAUGCAGCAUAUCCCCCUUACCUCCCUUGGGCAGAGCAACCCCACCUUCCCUGGUCUGGAGGCCUCUAUUGCAACCAGUUCUCAUGAGCUGAGCAUUCCUAAUGAUCUCAUAGGCUGCAUCAUUGGCAGACAGGGCAGUAAGAUCAAUGAGAUUCGCCAGAUGUCUGGUGCCCAGAUCAAAAUUGCCGGGGCCACAGACGGUUCGGCAGUGCGCCACGUCACCAUCACAGGGUCCCCAGCCAAUAUCAGCGUGGCUCAGUACCUCAUCAGCGCGAGUUUAGAGAUGGCUAAACUGAGCAUCCAGGCUGCGUCGUCUUCCUCUUCCAGCACACCUAUCGACCUCAGCCUGGGCUUCUCCCAGUCCACCCCCUCCGUCUCCGCCGCCUCUUCCAUGGCCGUCCUGGCUGCUCCCCCCUCUGCUAUUAACGUCCACUCCCCCCCGUCCGUCCCCUCCAUCCCCAGCGCCCACUACGCAUUGCCUGUUUCCAGCCUGCUUGGCAUGAAAACCGUCCCCCUGCUGGCAGUGCACACAGCCACCUCCGCAGGCCUCCCGGCCGGCCUCACCCCCUACACCACAAAGAUCCCCACCUCGUCCGGCAUCAAAAAAUCUGAGCGGCAGAAGUUUGCUCCAUACUGAGCGGCCGUGGUCUUUAAACAUCAGUAACGUUGUGCUUGUAUAUUAUUCAGUCAUGAAUAUUAAGUAGAUUGAACGUGUUUCACCCCACCCCAUUUUUUUUUGUAUGUUUCUGUGCAAUAUCACACAAGCGAGAAAUAGUGAGUGCAUGACAAGAUUAAUUGCUCCUUCUAUUGUCUUCCAUUUUUGUGUGGCGUUUCAUUCGGAAGUGUUUGAGAUAUCCAUCUCGCACCAUAUAAUUUAUCUGACACGGCACCUGUUUUUUUUAAAGAAAAGCCAAAGCCAGCAAGAACUUGAUUUAUUGGUACUAUGCAUCUCACAGU